AUGCCUGCAGACCAGCCCUUCGACACCGCGACCCUCUCACCUCUCACCUCAUCACCCUCCAACUCUAACCCCCCCUCUGACACAAACCCCAAUGAAGACUCCGAUUCUCUACACCAUCAAGAACCCAACUCCAAAUGGGAAAAGAGAUACCCAGACCACUCCUACUUCCAAUCUCCCUCCCCUACCCUCUCAACAUCAACCCUCACAAACUACCCAAACCACCCUCUAGAACCCAACGGAAGCAGCAGCAGCACCAGCGCAGGCCACCGACUCCCCCUCCACCUCACCUCUCCCAACCCCCGUGGCGUCAUAACCCGCAUCCGAACCUCCCACAACUGGCUAACCCGAAUCCAGCAAAUAACCCACUACACAUUCCGUAACUCAGAUCUUCUAGAAGAAGCUCUAGAAUCCACUGGGUCACUCGUAACCACCGUCGGGACAACCCACCGACACAUCCCGUCCGGAAACCGGGACUUAGCAAGCGUCGGCCACGCUGUGAUGAAACUCCUGCUCACAGAGAGCUGCUACACAUUGCGGGUGUCCGGCUCGUCGGCACACACGCGCUCGAAGAGGGUGAAAAGGGUGAUGGGCAUCGAUACGAGUAAUAAGGUGAUUAAGGAGGUUCUGGGCCGGGAGAAUUUGGCUCUGAUUGGGACGCAGACGAAGAUUGAGUACUGUAUUAGGCCGAUGAAGGGCAUAGAGGGGAGUUUGAGAAAGAAUCCGGUGGUUCAUACGGUGAGGUUGUGGAAGGAUGAUGUGAGGAGGGAGGAGCGAUCUUGGACUAUUGCGAGGGGGGUGGAGGCUGUGGUUGGUGCUGUGUAUUUUGAUGGGGGAUUGGAGAGUGUGAAAGGGGUUAUGGAGGUGUAG
This is a messenger RNA of Hymenoscyphus albidus, 867 nucleotides long. Lineage: Eukaryota; Fungi; Ascomycota; Leotiomycetes; Helotiales; Helotiaceae. The record is from the annotation of a GenBank genome assembly.